This is a messenger RNA of Dujonia railenensis, 396 nucleotides long. NCBI's taxonomy places the organism in Eukaryota, Fungi, Ascomycota, Pichiomycetes, Serinales, Debaryomycetaceae. The record is from the annotation of a GenBank genome assembly.
AUGGUCUCAGCUGGCACUCCUGAGCAUGAGCAUGAGCAUGAGCAUGAGCAAGUGAGAAGGCAGUUAUUGAGGUCAAUUGCGACUAUUAUAGACAUAAAAACCGUAUACUUUGUGAGAAGACGGUGGCCCCUGCAGCCUCGGAAGAUGAGACGUACUGCUUUGCCCGGGUUUAUUCAUAUUAUGGACGCUUUUAAAAUGGCCCUCUACGUACGCCCUGCUGUACGCAGCAUAAACUCCGGAAAUUACUCGUUUUCGAACGGUAAAUUCUCAGCGAGAGUUGCAAUGGUAACGGUGAGCAAGCUCCAGACAGGCAAAAGCCAAAAAAAAAUAACAAACCAAUUAGGCAAAUACAGAAAACUCAAAGAAGGGAAAAGGGAAAAAAAAAAGAAAAAUUAG